Messenger RNA from Aspergillus nomiae NRRL 13137, 264 nucleotides. Its product is annotated as MoaD/ThiS family protein. Gene Ontology annotation, biological process: Mo-molybdopterin cofactor biosynthetic process. Bases 1 to 264 code for a protein of 87 amino acids. Lineage: Eukaryota; Fungi; Ascomycota; Eurotiomycetes; Eurotiales; Aspergillaceae. Gene Ontology annotation, cellular component: cytosol. The transcript has a single exon. The record is from RefSeq and is a predicted model, not a curated record.
AUGACAACUCCAACCUUCCAAAUCCACUACUUCUCCUCCGCAACCACCUACACCGGCAAACAGACCGAAUCUCUCCCCGCACCACUACCCCUCAACCAGCUCUCCGAUGUCCUAGAGUCCAAGUACCCAGGCAUACAAGAGAAGAUAUUGAGUAGCUGUGGAGUGAGUCUGGGAGAGGAGUAUGUGGAUGUCACGGAUUGUGAGGGAGUGGUGAUUGAGGCGGGGAAUGAGGUUGCUGUUAUUCCGCCUGUUAGUUCGGGGUGA